AUGGAGCCACAAAUACUGCUUAAGAAAACCAUCCAAAAGACGAAGAAUUUCCUCCACAAAACUCCCCAUAAUCUCAAGUCAUUUCUCUUUGGAGGUCACAAGAAGCUACCUAAAGCUGCUAGUCACUUCAAUACCUUUUUCUCAGUCAGCAAACGAUUCUCAGGCAGCAAAAGAAUCCCAAAGACUACUACUGUUAAGGAGUUGGAUGACUUGUACAAGGACUACUAUCAACAAUGGCAUCAGCCUGAUCACAAUGAGAUUCAGGAAAGAAAGAUCACUGUCAAAACUGCAAGGAAAUAUCAAGGGAUGGUUGAAGGAGAUUAUAGCGAAAGCCAGAGGAAACUUGCAGUGCGGUUUGGUAUGGAAGACAAAGAUAGAGAAAGGAGAAAGGAAGAUGAGAAGAAAGGGUGCGAGGUCUUAUCGAGAAGCACAAGUAAAGGGGGGCUCACUUUACUGCAGAAGAUGGAGGAACUGGAAAUGGUGGAAGGAGAAGAUAUAGAUCAUGUGCUAGAUAUAGAAGAAGUGCUCCAAUGCUACUCUCUGCUAAACAGCCCAGUUUAUGUUGACAUUGUUGACAGAUUUUUCAUCGACAUGUACACUGAGUUCUCAUUUCGAAAACCAUCAGGCAGUGUCAAUAGUUCAAUGCGAAAACUUGGGCCUCUCAAGCUCUAGAAACAAACAAGUACGGUUUGCAUGUGUGUGCCUCUAAGAUUGUGAGUGGUGGUGCAAUUCACCUCUUUUUUACUUCUCUUCCUGUUUGCUAAUUGUUUCACUUUAUAUCAAUUAAAAUAUCCAGAAUUGUGUGUAUUUAUUUACUAUUUUGGUUGUAUAAUACUAUGAGAUUCAGAUUAAUCUACUCAGUUGGUAUAUAUAGCGCCAACCAGGCCAACUGUUGAAAGUGCCA
Capsicum annuum is the source of this 904-nucleotide messenger RNA. RefSeq lists its product as uncharacterized. The transcript has a single exon. Bases 1 to 672 code for a protein of 223 amino acids. The record is from RefSeq and is a predicted model, not a curated record. Lineage: Eukaryota; Viridiplantae; Streptophyta; Magnoliopsida; Solanales; Solanaceae.